UACAAAUCUAUUACAUUUAUUGAGGUAUGACAGUGCAAGGAAAUUCACUAUGAGAGUAUUGUGUUUUGUAAAGGGAUUUUUCAUUAUUUUGUUUGGGGGAAUACAGCUUAUCUACAAUGUUAUCAGAAGUCUUUAUGUCAAGACCUUAGAAUACCAAGCAGUUAAAUAUGAAUCUAUUCCCUUGGAGCAACCUUGGGGAUUUGAGCGACUUUUAAAAGUAAGGCGGAAAGUUUUAGUCUUAGAUUUGGACGAAACUUUGGUCCACUCUCAGAACAACAACCCCUAUUUAAUACGACCACAGUCACAACCAGACUUCGUGCUUAGAGUAGAGAUAGAACGAGGACAUGAACCAGUUAAGUUCUAUGUCAAUAAGCGACCACACGUGGACUAUUUCUUAGACGUGGUACGGCAGUGGUACGACAUAGUGGUAUAUACGGCCAGUAUUGAGAAAUACGGCCAGCAAGUAAUAAACGUGUUAGAUAAUAAACGCGGAAUUUUUCAGAGACGCUAUUUUAGACAGCACUGUGUGCUGGACUCCACCAGCCAAUACACAAAAGAUCUAACCAUGAUCAAAUCGGACUUGUCAAGUGUUUUUAUCAUCGAUAAUUCCCCUUCAGCUUAUAAAAACUAUCCAGAUAAUGCCAUCGCGGUUCCAACGUGGACGAAGGACCGAUCGGAUACAUGGCUUCUAAAUCUUUUGCCUUUCCUAGACGGCUUGAGAUUCUGUAAUGAUGUGCGCACAAUCCUCUCUAGACACCGACAGAGGUGAUGAACUUAAAGCUGAUGAGUUAAUUUGAUACGGAGGGGAAGAUGACACAGUCAAGCGAGGGCGUGUAAUUUUGUAAUUUGUACGGCCAAAUAUUGACGAAAUAUUAUUAAUGAAUAAUUGAAAAGACCUUUUUCAAUGAAACAAAAGACAAACUUCCACUAAUCUGUCAAACUUUAUUAACAUCUGAUACGACACAAUUGGUCUUGUAGAGUUUAAACGGCUGUUAUUUGUGAUUUUAGAGGAGUUAUAGAUGUAGAUUGAUUUCAGGCAACUUGAUUUGCCAUUUUCAAUAUCAAAGAUUAUGUUUUUGUGCUCGUGCCAGUAAUUUGAGGCAUUGAGAGUUUCCGGUUUUCGAUUUGAGUGAAGUAGUUUUGUUACUUCGUUGUAUGAUCGUUGUACCUAAAAGAUUUCAUAAUGACCUUGAUAAAAACUCGGAGCACUAAAAUGCCCUGAGCAUUUCAUCCUACUUUUUUAUUGACAUUUCAAAAUGUGCGGUAUGCAGUUGAUCCACUUACAUAAUUCGUGAUUUUUCUCCUGUAUUGAAGGCAAUUGGGAUUUUGACGGCUCACAGCAAUUCAGACAAUUAUUUUAUCGAUUUAAUAACCCAGACUUUCGGCGUGGCCUAUUUGUUUUGUGUAUCAUACUUUUUAUUGUACCGGAUAUUUAUUUUAACUACAUUUAUACCAA
Messenger RNA from Bolinopsis microptera, 1456 nucleotides. RefSeq names its product CTD nuclear envelope phosphatase 1A-like. The record is from RefSeq and is a predicted model, not a curated record. Gene Ontology annotation, molecular function: phosphoprotein phosphatase activity. Lineage: Eukaryota; Metazoa; Ctenophora; Tentaculata; Lobata; Bolinopsidae. Bases 50 to 769 code for a protein of 239 amino acids. The transcript is spliced from 11 exons.